UUCAUGAAGCAAUUGGAAGAAAGAAGGAGUAGUCAGCCACAAUUCAACUUGCUAACUCCCAUAGAGUCAAUCUUUAAAGAUGGUGCUCAACUAAGAACAGUGCAAGAAGCACCACAACAGAAUAUUGCUUCGGUUGAUUGUGGACCUGUUGUUUGUUAUGUCAUCAAAAAGAUUGCAGAGCUUGAAGAAAUACCACAAAAGAUUGAAAAAGAAGAUGUUUCAGCUUUUAGAGUGCAUUUGGUCCACAAGAUUUUACAUGAUGAGCCAAGAUCAUGGACGAAAGAAACGUGGCAAGACAAAAAACUAGCUCACGAUUUUACUUCUGAUCAGUAGAGAAAUCUGGAUUCAGCACUGGUUUAGGAGCAAAUUCUCCUCUUUUGUUUA
Molecule: messenger RNA, 384 nt
Organism: Rhododendron vialii
Lineage: Eukaryota; Viridiplantae; Streptophyta; Magnoliopsida; Ericales; Ericaceae
Exons: 2
Coding region: 4-333 (109 amino acids)
Biological process (GO): proteolysis
Molecular function (GO): cysteine-type peptidase activity
Source: RefSeq, a predicted model, not a curated record